AUGUCCAAUCGAAUACCACUUUAUGAAGAGUCCAAGGACUAUAUAAACGAAGACCACAUUAGUGAGUUUGCCAAAGCGUUAGUAUGGCAAGAUCAUGAUGAUAUAACAACCACUCCAACUACACCUAAAAACGAGCCCUUAGAUUUUGGUGAUGAUGAUGAUGAUGAUGAUGAUGAUGAUGAUGAUGAUGAUGAUGAUAUGUCAUCGCUGGCAACUGAAGAGAUAGACCAAGAUACAAACAAUAAUACAUUGAUUGGAGAAGGAGCAGAACUUGGUAUCUCACCAACUCCUAAACCAGACAUGAUUACAUCAAAAAGUGAUUGGUUUCCUGUAAGUGCCGCCAGUGCCAACUCCAAAUCCAAAACAAAUACAAAAAACAAGGCUAAGAAAUCGUCAUCCCCUAUAGCCUCAUUACAAAAUGAAUUUAGAAAUAGUAUAAGUUAUACUUUACUACGAUGGCCAAUACUUAUAGCUGUGUUCAUCUGGGUAACAAUUUUAGGUUCAUUAUAUUUUGCCAUUAGAGUACAUGUGGCCCUAAAAGAAUAUUUCUUUACUUGGAGAGGACAACGAAAGAAAUUGAGGGAGAAGUUGAGACAAUCAAAGUCGUAUGAGGAAUGGGUUGAAAAUGCCAUAAAUCUAGACAAGUUUUUAAAUUUGGACAAGUGGUCAGAGAACCCUAAGUUUUCUUAUUAUGAUUACAAGACGGUGGGCAUGACCAUUGCAAGAUUGAAAAAAGCACGUGCAGCAAACAACAUGCAAGAACUACAAAUAUUACUUCAAGGAUGUUUGAAACGGAAUUUUGCUGGGAUUGAGAAUAGACAGUUGCAUUCACAUAGAUACUAUGGAACCAAAAACUUGGUACAAUCGUAUUACGAAGAAGUAUUACGUUGCAUAGAUAUACUCACUGAUUCGAAUGAUGUUUCACCAGAGAUCAAGUACAAGUUUUUCAAGAUUGUACUGAAGAAUUUUGGCAAGUCGGCUUUGUGUUUGAGUGGAGGCGCCACUUUUGCUUACACCCAUUUUGGAGUUGCUAAAGCCUUAAUUGAUGCGGGACUAUUACCGAAUAUUAUAUCAGGUACAUCAGGAGGUGGAUUAAUCGCGGCUCUAUUAUGCACAAGAACUGACGAAGAGUUGAAGAAAUUGUUGAUUCCGCAGUUGGCAAGGAAAAUCACUGCUUGUGAGGAUCCGUGGUAUGUAUGGAUUCCUAGGUUGAUAAGAACUGGUGCUAGAUUCGAUUCCGUUGCAUGGGCCAGGAAAUCAAAUUGGUUUACUAGAGGAUCAACUACUUUUGAAGAGGCGUUUGAGAGGACAGGCAGAAAGUUGAAUAUUAGUACCGUUCCUGCUGAUCCCCAUUCACCGGUAAUCUUGUGCAACGAUAUAACUUCUCCUCAUUGCAUUAUAUGGUCUACAUUAUUAGCAUCAUCAGCAGUUCCAGGUAUCCUUAAUCCGGUGGUAUUAAUGAUGAAGAACCCAGAUAACGGCGCAGUUGUUCCAUUUUCUUUGGGCAGCAAAUGGAGAGAUGGAUCGUUGAGGACAGAUAUACCUAUUGAUGCACUAAACACAUACUACAAUGUGAAUUUCACCAUUGUAUCCCAAGUCAACCCACAUAUUUCGUUAUUCUUUUUUGCGCCAAAGGGAACUGUUGGUAAGCCGGUUCCAGUGUCCAAAAGCCGAACAAAGAGGGAGAAGUUUGCUUCAUUUAGAGGUGGGUUCAUUGCCACUGCAUUGGAGCAACUAUUGCGAUUAGAGAUCCGAAAAUGGCUACAAAUUGUUAAAUCGUUAGAUCUAUUGCCGCAUGUAUUACAACAAGAUUGGUCAAAUGUUUGGUUGCAAAAUUUUACUGGCUCAGUGACAAUUUGGCCAAGAAACAAGUUGAAUGAUUUUUGGUACAUCUUGUCUGAUCCUACUGAAAAGCGGUUGGGCGAGAUUAUCAUGAAGGGUGAACGCAGCAUGUAUCCAAAGUUGCUUUACAUCAAAAAUAGAAUCUUGGUGGAAAGGGCAAUUGAGCGUGGUAAACGUGUCGCCACGCAAGCUACAAAAGAAGCUCGCAUCAAUCUUGAAAUAUCAUCCAAUCGUAACAAUGGAGGCAUUGUUGACAUCGUCGUUGAUGAUGACGAUGAAGACGAUGGCAUAGUUCCUAGUGACUAUGAUGUUGCCAAAUUUAAGGAAAAGAUUGGAGUGACUAAUAAAGACUUUGAAGAGUUUGCGGCUGGAUUUAGCGGUGCUGACCAUGACGGAGAUGAUGAAGAUGACGAUGAAGAUGAAGAUGAUGCAUUCGAUGAGGACUUGUUGGUGAGGGACAUGUAUGAUGACAGUGAUACAUUUAGCAGUCCUUCACCCCACGGUCCAUCACAGUUUAAACACAGACGCAACACCGUGUUUUGA
This is a messenger RNA of Lodderomyces margitis, 2385 nucleotides long. RefSeq lists its product as uncharacterized. Gene Ontology annotation, biological process: lipid metabolic process. The transcript has a single exon. The coding region runs from base 1 to 2385 and encodes 794 amino acids. The record is from RefSeq and is a predicted model, not a curated record. Lineage: Eukaryota; Fungi; Ascomycota; Pichiomycetes; Serinales; Debaryomycetaceae. Gene Ontology annotation, molecular function: triacylglycerol lipase activity.